Molecule: messenger RNA, 2416 nt
Organism: Trichosurus vulpecula (common brushtail)
Lineage: Eukaryota; Metazoa; Chordata; Mammalia; Diprotodontia; Phalangeridae
Gene: BLNK
Product: B cell linker
Exons: 19
Coding region: 264-1727 (487 amino acids)
Biological process (GO): cell surface receptor protein tyrosine kinase signaling pathway; intracellular signal transduction
Cellular component (GO): cytoplasm
Source: RefSeq, a predicted model, not a curated record
GAGAUCACAUGACUGUGUAGAAACAUGAAACUUGCCUGUGUGCUCCUGCGAGUUUUACUUCUCCCAGAGUAGGAGCGGAGCGCUCCCGGCGGGACUGGGCAUUCACUCUCCCGGGAUAGACUCUCCCGGGCUCGACUCCCCGGGCUCAUCCUCUGCUCUUAACCAGAGGCUCUCCGUACCACUGUCCAUUAGUGUCGAGACUGACUAAUGUUGCCCCAGGAGGGUUUUUGGUCUACCUGGUGAUUGGGAAAAGAAAAAGAAAAAUGGAGAGGUUUAAUAGGAUAGCAGUGCCAGCUGGGCAGAAGUUGAGGCAACUUCAAAAGGUCUUCCAUGGUAUUACAAACAAUGAAGGCGGAAUAAUGAACAAAAUCAAAAAGUUAAAAAAUAAAGCACCACCCAGUGUGCCUCAAAGAGAUUAUGUUUCAGAAAGUCCGGCUGAUGAAGAGGAACAGUGGUCAGAUGACUUUGACAGUGAUUAUGAAAAUCCAGAUGAACCCUCUGAUUCAGAGACCUAUGUGGUACCUGGGGAAGAAACUACAGAUGACAGCUAUGAACCUCCUCCUACAGAAAAAGAAAAAAGGAAGCUUCCCCCUCCACUUCCAUUUUCCAAAGGAGAAUAUGCAGAUAAUCGAUCAAACCAGAGACAUUCUCCACCUUUCAGCAAGACACUUCCAAAUAAAGCAAGCUGGCCUUCCCAGAAAACAACACUCUCCUCUUUGCAGGUACCUCUUCCGCAGAAGCCUCAGCUCUCACCAAAGUCAAAAAACUGCUUGGAAGAUGAGACUGAUUAUGUGGUUCCUGUUGAGGAUGAAGAUGAAAACUACAUCCAUCCUACAGAAAGCAAUUCACUGCCAUCUGAGCAAGCUCCCAAGGUGAACAGAUCCAUCAAACCUUCUAGUUCUGCACCACCAACCUCUCCUCCACCCAUACCUGCUUUAGCCCCAGGAGAAGAGUAUGAGGUUCCUGUGACUGAGACACCACCUCUUUCCCCAUACCAAAAACCACCCAUCAAAACCCGUGAUAGCAGCAAUUCCACGGCUCAGGAAUCCAAGCCUCCUUCAUCAAUUCAGGCCCCAUCACCUCUCCCAAGGGCCAUGAAGAAAACAGCAACUCAACUGAAGACAGCCCCAGGUCUCCCUCCACCGAACACCUUGAGUGGUCAUGAAGAAAAGCCCAUACCUGCUGAACGUCACCGAGGCCGAGCCCCUGGCCCGAGGCUGGACCUCCCACGCCCAUCUACACUUCCCAGUGUCAACAAACCAAUCCAACAGAAACCUGUACCUCCACCAAAGCCUCCAGAGGUGUUAAGUCCCAGUACGGAUAUUCCAUUACCCAACUUUCCAGCCAAUUCCUGUUUGUCAGAUCAGGAAGCUGAAGUUCACUGCAGACCAUGGUAUGCUGGUUCCUGCGAUCGAAAAUCAGCAGAGGCCGCAUUAUACAAAUCCAACAAGGAUGGAUCAUUUCUUAUAAGGAAAAGCUCUGGUCACAACUCCAAGCAGCCAUAUACAUUAGUGGUAUUCUAUAACAGAAGGGUUUAUAACAUCCCUGUGCGGUAUAUUGAAUCAACAAAACAAUAUGCUUUGGGCAGUAAGAAAAAUGGUGAAGAGCACUUUAACAGUGUGGCUGAUAUAAUAAAGAAUCACCAACAUACACCUCUGGUUCUCAUCGACAGUCAGAACAACACCAAAGAUUCCACUAGACUGAAAUAUGCUGUUAAAGUUUCAUAGGAAACAAGAAGAGAAACAAGAUUAGCACAGUUGCCUCAGAUGUCCCCAAUUCCCAAGUGUUUUAGUGAAAUGAGAAACAUUCUCAAGGCCACUCUUGGAUCACAGCUCAUGCACCAUGGACUGAGGCAGCUGGCACAGAGGACACCAUUCCUUCAGAAGGAGAUCUUGGAGAUUGUAUUGUCUAUCGUUUCUGAAGAUGACGCUGUAAUAUACAGUGAGGUUGAGCUGUUAUCACCAUUACUGUAAUGGACUCCAAACUAGACUGCAAGAAGCAGUUAGAGAAUGAGAAUUUUCAAUCAUUCAAUUAUAAAUUCUCUUCUAUUGAUCCAUUUUCAGCAGAAGAAAAUAAAGCCAUCUAGCAAACAAGGUUACUAAGAAACUGAGGCUGGGAAGAAAGAGCACUAAACUCAUAUGGCUGAGAUAUCCUAGGCAUCUUUUCUCAAACCCUGACAAUCACUAAAAGAAAAAAAAGAUCAAAAUGUUGUAAGGUGAUGUAUUCUAGAUUGUAUAUAGCAGGCAUGUAUUAUUGAGUGAUUGCUAUCACCCGGCAACACUCAGUUCCUCCCACAAGGCGUACAAGACCAUAGUGUGGAUGUACCCUGAAUCAUGGGGUCAGUUUUCUAAGAAAUCAUUGUUAAUUUCAGGGUUGGUUUGGGUUGUUCUACUCAUUAAAGAAACAGUCAUUCUUC